Penicillium antarcticum is the source of this 666-nucleotide messenger RNA. Its product is annotated as glutathione S-transferase family protein. The record is from RefSeq and is a predicted model, not a curated record. Lineage: Eukaryota; Fungi; Ascomycota; Eurotiomycetes; Eurotiales; Aspergillaceae. Bases 1 to 666 code for a protein of 221 amino acids. The transcript has 2 exons. Gene Ontology annotation, cellular component: cytoplasm; nucleus. Gene Ontology annotation, biological process: translational elongation.
AUGGCACCAUUCGGCACUAUCUACUCCUAUCAGCCCAGCCCUCGGGUCAUGAAGGCCCAGGCAGCUGCCAACCUCAACGGGCUGGAGCUGGCAAUCCCCGCAUUCGCCAUGGGUCAGACCAACCGUACUCCCGAGUUCCUAGCCAAGUUCCCUCUCGGUAAGGUCCCCGCCUUCGAGGGCGCCGAUGGCACCAACCUGUUCGAGUCCGAUGCCAUCACCCAGUACAUCGCCGAGAGUGGCCCCGCCGCCGCCCAGCUGACUGGUGCGACCCCUGCCGAGCGUGCCACGAUCCGCCAGUGGAUCUGCUAUGCGCAGGGUGAGAUCCUGGACCCUGUGACGCAGUUGGCGUUGUGGCGUCUCAAGAUUCGCGCCUACGACGAGAAGGUUGAGCAGACUAAUCUCGAGCGUCUGGAACGCUCUCUGUCUUGCCUGGAGACCUACCUCAAGGGCCGCACCUGGUUCGCCGGCGAAGAUAAGCUCAGUCUGGCUGACAUCACCGUUGCCUCUGCUCUUGUCUGGGGUUUCUCCUUGGUCAUCGAUGCUGAGAUGCGCCAGAAGUACCCCAUCACCGUCGGCUGGUACGAGCGCACCAUCGAAUCUGAGGGUAUCAAGCAGGCCUUUGGCGAGAAGAACUUUGUUGAGAAGCGCCAGCCUUACCAGGGUUAA